This is a messenger RNA of Miniopterus natalensis, 2462 nucleotides long. The record is from RefSeq and is a predicted model, not a curated record. NCBI's taxonomy places the organism in Eukaryota, Metazoa, Chordata, Mammalia, Chiroptera, Miniopteridae.
GUCUUUUUCCCCCUUGUUUAGGGACCUCGGUGGCUGAGACAAUUUCCUGGGGCAGGUGAUCAGAGCCACGGCGGGGGCAGUGGGAGCAGGGGACAUGAAACAGCCCCCAAAGCCUCCUCUCUUUCCGGCAGGCCCCUCUGGACAUAGGUUCUGAACAGCUGCCUCUAGCCGCCAUGUCCUUCUCUGCCCAUGUGGUCGAGUGGCGUGGGCCUGGCACGGGCACACUUUGAGAAGCAGCCUCCCUCCAACCUCAGGAAAUCCAACUUCUUCCACUUCGUGCUGGCCAUGUAUGACCGGCAAGGGCAGCCCGUGGAGGUGGAGCGCACGGCCUUCAUCGACUUCGUGGAGAAGGACCGAGAACCUGGGGCUGAAAAGACGAACAACGGGAUCCAUUACCGCCUCCGGCUGGUGUAUAACAACGGACUUCGGACAGAGCAGGACCUCUACGUGCGGCUCAUUGACUCCAUGUCCAAGCAGGCCAUCAUCUAUGAGGGGCAGGACAAGAACCCAGAAAUGUGCCGAGUGCUGCUCACCCAUGAGAUCAUGUGCAGCCGGUGCUGUGACCGGAAGAGCUGUGGCAACCGGAAUGAGACGCCCUCAGACCCCGUUAUUAUUGACAGGUUCUUCCUCAAGUUCUUCCUCAAAUGCAACCAGAACUGCCUAAAGAACGCAGGGAAUCCCCGAGACAUGCGUCGCUUCCAGGUGGUGGUGUCCACGACCGUGAGCGUGGACGGACACGUAUUGGCCGUGUCUGACAACAUGUUUGUGCACAACAACUCCAAGCAUGGCCGCAGGGCGCGCCGCCUGGACCCCUCCGAAGCUGCCACCCCCUGCAUAAAGGCCAUCAGCCCCGGGGAGGGCUGGACCACAGGCGGCGCCACCGUCAUUGUCAUCGGCGACAACUUCUUCGAUGGGUUGCAGGUCGUGUUCGGGAACGUGCUCGUGUGGAGCGAGCUCAUCACCCCCCACGCCAUUCGGGUGCAGACGCCCCCGCGUCACAUUCCCGGGGUGGUGGAGGUGACCCUGUCCUACAAGUCCAAGCAGUUUUGCAAAGGAGCCCCGGGUCGCUUUGUCUACACCGCCCUGAACGAACCCACCAUUGACUACGGAUUCCAGCGGCUACAGAAGGUCAUUCCCAGACACCCCGGAGAUCCCGAGAGGCUGCCCAAGGAAGUGCUGCUGAAGAGGGCGGCCGACUUGGCGGAGGCCCUGUACGGAGUGCCCGGCAGUAACCAGAACCCUCAUAGCCCCAGUGAGAUCUGGGCCUGGGGUCAGCAGCCCACACUGCUCACUCUGGUGCUGUCUCCCUGUUGUGUCUCCCACUGCCUUCCCUACUGCACCUGCCCCUCCCCGCCCCGCCCCGGAGUCAUGCCCUCUAGCCCCCCGCUGGCUGCUGCCUCCUCCAUGUCCCUCCCGGCUGCUGCCUCCACCACCAGCGUCUUCUCCUUCUCACCUGUCAACAUGAUCUCCGCUGUCAAACAGAGGAGCGCCUUUGCCCCUGUGCUGCGCCCACCCAGUUCCCCACCCCAGGCCUGCCCCAGAGCCCAUGGAGAGGGGCUUCCAGACCAGCCUUUUGAGGAUUCUGAGAAGUUCCACUCUCCAGCCCGGGGGCUUCAGGGCCUGGCGUACUCCUAAUUACGGUCUGCAAGUCGGGCCCCUGCUGGCCUGGACUGAAGGUCCUUCCAGGAUUCACACCCAGGUCCUGAAUGGCAGCACAGACAGCUACAGGGUCAGGGCUGUGGACAGACCUCAUCCCAUGGGCCUGAAUGGGGAGAAGACUUCCUCCCCGUGCUCAAGGCCCUCCACCCCAGCCCCAUAGGCUUCUUUCACCUCCCUUUCUUGGAGCUGGUCAGAAGCCCCAGCACUGUGAUGAUGCUCUUGGCAGGAGAGCAUCCCAGGGAGGCGCUGGGAUGCAGGACUUUAUUCUCUGGGUUGAUUGAUGUGGAAGAGAUGGACUUUGUGCAGACCUGAAGCAUUGGGUGACAGGAGCAUGGGAAAGGGGGACUGUGGGAAAGAGGAUAGCUCAGGGAGAGGUCGCCUGGGAAGGUCCCAUUUGUGUCUGGCCCAUCUCACUGGCCCAGCAUCCCACUUCUCUCUAAGGCAAGGGAGAUACCCAGCAGCCUCAGGAGGCUAGCCCAGGCUCCCAUGGAGCUUCCAACGGCCGCUUAACCCCAUGGCUGCCCCACUCCCAUUGUGGCCUGCACUCUCAUGCUUGCUGCAUCAUGAAUCCCAGUGGGGGCUUCGGGCAUGGCAGUGCAGAAGAGGGGGUGCCAGGCCUCCUGAAUUGUGGGCCUUCCUCCAAUCGUCUCAAGGAUUCUGCCCCCCCCCAUGACUGCUGGUCCCACAAAACCAUGGAAUAGGCCCAGCUGCCCCUGGACUCACAUUCUGCUCUGCUGGGGUUGGAGAAAACAGAACAAUAAACAGAUGCAGGUGGCCACCCGGCCUCCUGCCUGCUUCCUUGG